UUCAUUUGGAGGAGCUUUGCAAACAAUUUAUUUUUUUGGCAAUUAAAUUUUUAUUGAUAACCAAAAAGAAAGGUACAACCAGCAAACUCAACAAGAGAAAACCAAAGGGACAUAAAAAGCACCAGAAUCCUAAUCCAUCCACUUUCUAGGAAGGGUUGUGAGAAAAAAGACUCUUCUUGAGUAAGCCCUAAGGAACAACUCCAAAAGAAAACAGACACCAGAGAUUAAACUAACAUAGAAGCUAAAGCAAGAGCAUCCUUGGAUCUUCUUCAGGACAUCUACAAGCAACUGAAAAGAGAAUCUAUCUCGAAUACUUGCUGACCUUCAAGAAGCCUAUCUACAAACACCUUUUGUUUUCUCUCAAAUGUGAUACAUGCUUUCCACAAAGAGCAUGACAUUAUAGUCUUACUACUGUUUUUCUUACUUCUACAAUUGUUUCACAGCACAUUUAACAACUUCAGCAAAGGGGAGAAUGGUUCUCUGAAUCCUCAACGGCUACAUUAUAGAGAACACAGGUCUGAUCUGAAAUCACUCCUCAAUUAUACAGUCUGGUCUUGGUAAAAAGCUUUCCCAUUGACAGUUAGCCAAACAAUGAAUAUUGUAUUAGGGCUAGCUUUGUGAACAAUUUUUCUUACCUAUUAUAUGUAAUAUUGCAAUUUUACUUAAUGUUCCUUUGGAGUUCCAGAAACGGAUAUAAAUAGACCUCUUAGAAACAUCACAUACAUGAAGUUUCGUGCAUGAUCAUAUCACUGAUAUCACUGUCCAGUGGCUAGUGGAAAACUGAUUCUAGUAGUACAUUUUAUUUGCCUUAUAAAUUCGUACUGACACCGUCAUAUGAGCUCAAAACCAGAUCCAAACAUACUAUGAAGACUUGUUUUUUAGACCCACUUCCCAAUUCAUUGACCUUUAGUCUUGUACUUUUUUACAAUAGUUUAUUACAUGAUCCAAUUUUUAGUUCUCUUUAAAUCUCCCUCCUUUUCCCUCCCAUUUAUCCUCCUCUUCACAGCUCUUCUCCAUCAAAAAUACUUUGUUAUUAGUAGGUGCACUACUAAACAGUAAACACCCUUAUUUAAAGAUAAAGAUUAUCAGACUUAAAUUUUGGAAAGCAAAAUAAAAAAAUCUUAGUUUUCCUCUCUAAUUUUUGCAGCAAUGCAAACAUUAUCAUGUUUCAGCAUUGCUACUAUGUUCUUAUUCACCAUUGUUGUUGCUGAAGAUCCUUACAGAUAUUUUAACUGGAAUAUCACUUAUGGUGAUAUUUAUCCUCUUGGUGUUCGUCAACAGGGUAUUUUAAUUAAUGGGCAGUUUCCAGGACCAGACAUUCACUCAGUUACUAAUGAUAAUAUCAUCAUCAACGUUUUUAAUAAUCUUAAUGUUCCUUUCCUUCUUUCAUGGAGUGGAGUUCAGAACAGGAGGAACUCCUACCAAGAUGGUGUGUAUGGAACAACUUGCCCAAUUCCACCCGGAAGAAACUUCACUUACAAGCUCCAAUUCAAAGAUCAAAUUGGUAGCUUCUACUACUUCCCUUCUCUCGCGUUCCACAAGGCUGCUGGUGCUUUCGGAGGCAUCAGGAUCCUUAGCAGGCCGAGGAUUCCGGUUCCAUUCCCUGAUCCUGCAGGUGACUACACUGUUCUCAUUGGAGAUUGGUAUAAGGCCAACCACACUGAUCUGCAGGCAAUCCUUGAUGAUGGACACAAGCUUCCUCCUCCAGAUGGUAUCCUAAUCAAUGGUCGUGGAAGUGGUGCCACAAUCAAUGUAGUGCAAGGAAAGACUUACAGACUCAGAAUCUCCAAUGUCGGUCUGGAGAACUCUCUCAACUUUCGUAUCCAAGGCCACAAGAUGAAGCUGGUGGAAGUUGAAGGGACUCACACGCUCCAAACCACCUUCUCCUCACUUGAUGUUCAUGUAGGACAGACCUAUUCGGUGCUCAUCACUGCUGAUCAGCCCCCUAGGAACUACUACGUCGUAGCUUCAUCGCGAUUCACCAGUCCUGUGCUCACUACAACAGGUAUUCUUAGCUAUGCGAACUCUGGAGGCUCAGUCCAAGGCAAGAUCCCUGGAGGCCCAACGAUCCAGAUUGAUUGGUCCCUCAAUCAGGCUCGUGCUGUUAGGACAAAUCUUAGUGCAAGUGGACCAAGGCCCAACCCACAAGGGGCUUAUCACUAUGGUAAGAUCAACAUUACCAGAAUUAUUAGGCUGCAGAAUUCUGCAGGCCAAGUGAAUGGAAAGCAGAGGUAUGCUGUUAACAGCGUGUCAUUUAUUCCUGCUGACACUCCACUUAAGCUUGCGGAUUACUUUAAGAUUGGAGGAGUUUUCAGUGUGGGGAGCAUCCCCAGCAACCCGAGUAGUUCAGGGAUCUAUCUAGCUACUUCGGUCAUGGGUGCUGAUUUCCGAAAUUUCAUCGAGAUUGUCUUUGAGAACACUGAAGAUAUAGUUCAGAGUUGGCAUUUGGAUGGUUACAAUUUCUUUGUUGUUGGAAUGGACGGAGGAACAUGGUCACCUGCCAACAGAAACCAGUACAAUCUCCGUGAUGCAGCUUUUCGUUGCACCACACAAGUGUACCCAAAGGCAUGGACUGCAGUCUAUGUGCCAUUGGAUAAUGUGGGUAUGUGGAAUUUGAGGUCGGAGUCAUGGGCACGACAAUACUUAGGACAACAAUUCUACCUCCGAGUCUAUACACCAUCGAGAUCCCUAAAGUAUGAGUUCCAUAUCCCCAUAAAUGCUCUUACCUGUGGAAGAGCAGCAGGCAGGCGCACAAGACCUGUAGCAUAAACUAGUUUAGUUCAAGUGAGUUUGGUAACUUAUAUUCUAAGUAAUACUAGUUUUGUUGAAUUAGAGCAAAACGAUAAGUAAAAGCUAUUGCUUUGAUUUGCAAUAGAUUCUUUUGGUGAUGCUACAUUGGCACUAGUUAGCCCCGAAAUGAGGCUUGUAUCAUCAGUACGUAUAAUUAGCAUUACUACGACCUCCUCUCAAGGUCGCAUUCUUUAAAAGUUUACAAUGUUGUAUGUUUUUCUAUAAAACAUGCUCUUAUGUUUA
Beta vulgaris subsp. vulgaris (sugar beet) is the source of this 3033-nucleotide messenger RNA. Its product is annotated as L-ascorbate oxidase homolog. The record is from RefSeq and is a predicted model, not a curated record. The coding region runs from base 1150 to 2769 and encodes 539 amino acids. NCBI's taxonomy places the organism in Eukaryota, Viridiplantae, Streptophyta, Magnoliopsida, Caryophyllales, Amaranthaceae. The transcript is spliced from 7 exons. Gene Ontology annotation, molecular function: oxidoreductase activity; copper ion binding.